Molecule: messenger RNA, 6518 nt
Organism: Anopheles funestus (African malaria mosquito)
Lineage: Eukaryota; Metazoa; Arthropoda; Insecta; Diptera; Culicidae
Product: cationic amino acid transporter 2
Exons: 8
Coding region: 736-4650 (1304 amino acids)
Biological process (GO): transmembrane transport; amino acid transport
Cellular component (GO): plasma membrane
Molecular function (GO): amino acid transmembrane transporter activity
Source: RefSeq, a predicted model, not a curated record
CGGUGCGUUAUUCCGUUCGAGACACUGCGCGCGCGAGACACUCAGCAGUUGGUUUGUGCUCCAUCGUCGAAGUUAUCUGGACCGUGUGAUGUAAACACACCGUGUGUUUAAAGCUACCGUUAGCUACAGAUUCAUUAUCAUAUUGAUCCUCAGUGACAUAAAAUUCAGCAAACCGUCUGGAAAGCGUUGCAGGUGAUGAGUGUGUUUCGUUAUACAUACGUGCAAUGUGUAUCAGCUGAUAAUGGACUUUAAUUGUGGCCAGUAGUGGGCGAUAGGGGUUUUUCGCAUUGAUUGCCCCUGUAUUUGAAGUGAUGUUUAUCAUUAGUCACCGAUGAUAAGAAGCGACAAGUGCCUGUUUCUCUACCAGAAGAAAAGAGAGAAAUCGACUACGUGCAUCACUUGGGCUGUUGUUUGCUGUAAAAUCCGUUCUGCCUUGAUUGAACGUCCUUCCAAGGAUUCUGUGCUACAUCACACGUCAACCGAACCGAAAGCGUCCUUUCACAAACAGUGAUUCAAAGUACGGAACCUGAUUUUACUUUUCUAGGUACCUAUGAUAACGACGCACCAGGACAGGGGAAAGUCACUAACGAUAAGACGCAGAAGCGUAUGUGACCGUGGAGCAGCAACGACUGCAGUAUCGUGCUCGAUCUGUGCGGAGACCCUUUGGGCCAGAAGAACGGAGCUUAGUUGUCACCAUCACGCCGCGACCAUCGUUUGUAACUUAGUGUUGAGGUCAUGGCUAGUCCUUCGUGUUGGCGCAUACUGACGCGCAGGAAAGUACUCUCCUUCGAUGGCAGUUCGGAGAAGUUGGGCCGGAUACUGAACACCUUUGACCUGACGGCACUCGGUGUCGGUGCAACGCUCGGUGUCGGUGUGUACGUGCUUGCAGGCCAUGUCUCCAAGGAUCAGGCAGGUCCUUCAGUUGUGCUGUCGUUCUUAAUAGCAGCUGCGGCGUCCUUUCUGGCUGGACUGUGCUACGCUGAGUUCGGAGCACGUGUACCCAAGUCAGGAUCGGCGUACAUCUACAGCUAUGUGUGUAUCGGCGAGUUUAUGGCCUUCAUCAUUGGCUGGAACCUGAUGCUGGAGUACAUCAUUGGGUCGGCGAGUGUAUCGCGCGGUUUGAGCCUCUACAUCGACACGCUGGCAAACGAUACGAUGAAGACACGCUUCCUGGAAGUGGCGCCAAUUGAGUGGGAUUUCAUGUCCAACUACUUUGACUUUUUUGCCUUCUCCGUUGCGAUCUUGCUUGGCAUCGCUUUAGCAUUCGGGCUCAAAAAGUCUACCAUGGUGAACAAUGCCUUUACUGUGCUAAACAUCUUCAUCGUGCUGUUCGUUAUAGUGGCAGGUGCCAUUAAGGCAGAUCCGGAAAAUUGGCGCAUAAAGCCGGAAAAUGUUUCCAGCCUGUACAAUGCCGGCGAAGGAGGAUUUUUCCCAUUCGGGUUUGAGGGAACGCUUCGUGGUGCAGCAACCUGUUUCUUCGGCUUCGUUGGCUUCGACUGUAUUGCCACGACCGGUGAAGAGGUGCGAAACCCCCGGAAGGCCAUCCCCAGGGCGAUCCUUUGUUCGUUGACUAUCAUCUUUCUUGCCUACUUCGGCGUCUCGACGGUGCUGACGCUCGUUUGGCCAUACUACAAACAGGACGUUAACGCUCCGUUGCCGUUUGUUUUCAACGAAAUCGGAUGGCACUUUGCAAAAUGGGUCGUGGCCAUCGGUGGCAUCAUCGGUCUGGUGGCAAGCUUGUUUGGCGCAAUGUUCCCGCAGCCCCGCAUCAUCUACGCAAUGGCACAGGAUGGGCUGAUCUUUCGUGCACUCGGUGAAGUUAGCCCACGGUUUAAGACACCGGUAUUUGGGACACUUUGUGCGGCCAUGCUUACCGGUACGAUGGGUGGUUUGUUCGAUCUGCGGGCACUAGUCAAUAUGCUGUCGAUCGGAACGCUGAUGGCUUAUACGGUGGUUGCAAUCUCGAUACUCAUUCUGAGAUUUUCGGAAAACCCCGAUCCAGCUAUUCCAUCCACAAGCACCAGAGACACGUACGAGUCAUCGAACUUGCUGAAGCCACGGGAACGCGUUACUGGUUCCGCUUUCUUUAAGCAGCUGUUCAAUCUGUCUUGCAUUCGUUUGCCAACGAACGUGUCCAGCAGUGUGGUCGGUGUACUGGUGACAAUAUACUGUCUCCUAGCGAUUGCACUUUCGCUGACGAUCUUCUACGCUAAAGACGCUAUCUACGAUAUGGAACUAUGGGCCUGGAUACUGUUCGGUGUACUGUUGGGUCUUACACUGCUUGUACUGCUACUCAUCGCGAUACAACCACGCGAGCGAGCCGAUGCACCGUUCCGGGUGCCUCUGGUACCACUGCUACCGGGAAUCAGUAUUUUCGUUAACAUCUAUCUAAUGCUCAUGUUGGACGUUUACACCUGGAUACGGUUUGGCAUAUGGAUGGGAAUUGGACUAGUAAUAUACUUUACGUGCGUUUGCUGCAACAUGCGAGCGGCUAAAAAUCCGGACGUUCGUGUACCAAAUUUCCCCGCAGUAGAAACAUCGGCCGAAAUGGGCUACAGAAGAAAUGACGUUGAUGAUGCGGAGUUAGAAAAUGGUUCCGUAGUAACUGGGUCCAACUCUACCGUUCGGGAGCACAUGAACUUCCCGCAACAGAAUGGAUACUAUUCACAAAAUCUUAGCACAGUUAUAUCCACCGAGAUGGUCAACAAGGAUGCCCGAUUGAUUGAGCUAAAGCCAAGUGUACCCACUAAAGAGCUGGCAGUUGUAUCCGCUUUAGUUGUCGGCUCCAGUGCCGCCUCCGAACCGGAAGAAGAGCAACGGCAAACGAAACAAUCGAGAUCGAACACAUCGACACCGAAGAGUAGUUUCGACGAGAUCAUACCACUGUCCGAGGGAACAGUGCGAGGUUUUACGGAAAAAGUCGAACCAAAUGGGAAAGUUUAUUUUGUGGCACAGGCAGAAGAGACUGGUGAACGAGAUGUGCGCAAGAUCACGCCACCUAGAAAUGGGGAACAGGCUGAACCUGGCUCUUUGACGGACGAGAAGGAAACAUCUAAGGCGAUCGCAUUUUUGGAUCACAUUCUGGACGACGAAGAUACGCUACCAUCCGGAGAGGAAAACCUCAGUUCAGCAGAAUACAGCGGUAGAACAAAGUGUGACGAUGAUGAGUCACUGGCUAGUCCCGUCUUCCGAGAGCAGUCUGUUAUCGCCGAUAUCCAUCGGGCAGACGAUAGUAUGGUAGAGGUGGAACAGAAGACCGAGAAGAACGGAACGGAAGAACCACUGCCUGAUCAACCUAAAUCUACAAUCUCGGUUGACGAAAAGCCGAUAGACCAAGAUGUCGCACCUAUCGCAUCGGGUAAAGCAAUACAAACUCCUACGAUAACGGUCGCUAGUGAAGAAUCUCCAACGGAUUCUGGAAACGAUAAGCUUAAGCUAAAGCCUCGUGUAAUGUACAUCGCCGGAAUGGCAGAGGACGGAGAGCCCUCUCCAAAGCAAUUAACCGAAGAAGAACAAGACCUCAUUAACUUCCGUGCGGCAGAAAAGGAACGAUUUAUGACGCGGCUCAGUACACUGCUGGUCAAUCCAGUGAAGAUGCCGCUCAAACGACUGCACCCGCCAGAUGAAGUACAGUUGGAAGGCGAGCGUGACAUUUCUACCCGACAGCUGUCCACUGCAUCUCUACCGGGUGGACCCGGUAUCAUUCGCUCGACGAGUGAGCCCAGUUUCGUGCUGUUACUGAACAAACUUAGCCAUUCCAAUUCUCCACAGGAAAGUGAAACAGACGAACCGGAAACUGAUCGAGCAAGAUCCGAGUACAGCAGUGUGGUUAUUCCGCCGGCUCCAAAGUUUGACGAAACGCUCUUCAAUACAAUCCGCGCUGGGUCAAUUAUUCCCGAAACGCCUAAAAGUCCUAUCCCGCAGGCUCCCAAGUUCGAUCCGGUGCUAUUCAACACGCUUGGAAAGGGAAAGUCCCAACGGGCAUCGAUUUUGCCCACGGAAACCACACCACAAACCACACCUCUCCCAACACCCGUAACUUCCACCGAAGGUCCAUAUUACGAGGUGGAAUUGAAAAAGCUUAAACCUGUACCUAGUUCCACAGUCGUAGUACUUCCCACUACCCUCAAACCUCCUGGCUCUGCUGGUAAAGACACGUCACGAGAGGAAGGUGCUAGCAGUACCGACAACGAUACGGAACCCUCCAACCCGCGGGCAGCCUUCAGAUCGCGACUGGAGAAGAUCCUCCAACGCGGACCCCUAGACGCAAUGGGACGCCCGAAAACGUUGCAACCAACCAUUGUGGUGGCGGUCAGUGAGGAAAGUAUUCCACGAACGAUCGGCGAUCAGCAGCAACCGGCAUCGAGCACCGAUUCUGGCCUCAGUAUGGCCUCGUCCAACAAUUCCAUCUCCUCCGCCACACCGACAUCGACGAAAUUGCGUGACGAAAGCUUCCGUGACCGUGCCCGGGGAUUCGAUACGGCAAAAAAGAAGCAAAAGCUCCUGUUCGACGAUGUGCUCAAAUCGAUCAAUCCCGAAACACGGCCCAGCAGUAUACGCAACUCGGUCGAACAUCGGGUAUCGUUUCGCAACUUCAAGGAAGGUCUAAGGAAGACGGUACCACCGAAACAGUUCCUACCAGAUGCAUAGCGCGAACGACACCGGUUUGGCUGUAGAUUUGACGCUAGUCCCACCAUUAUUUCACACACAAACACACACCUGCUAACCUGUCUAGGCUUUUCUACUUGGUGACGAAUGCUGCUAACACCGUCGGAACGGAUGAUCGUAGCUGUAGCGUACAUUAUCCCGUGUCCCGUGUCUAACACAAUCCACAAUUUUAGUAAGCAAAUUGGCAUGCCAACCAUUAUAACUCUGAUCAUCCAUAAUCUGAUGUAGGGAACAUUUUUUUUCGAUGUAAAUAUUAUAAUUUUUUUGUUUACCUUGUUUUGUAUGCUUCCCACGUUGGUAGGUUUAGCGCUGUACGCGUUUUAUGGUUUCAAGAACAGCUACAGAGAAGUGUACGCCAGCCAGUUCGGGUGGACCAAACUGAAAUACGUUCAGUAGAAAAAAAAUGGCAUGUAAAAAAAAUAAACAAACUAUUGUUUCCUUCAACUCGGAUCGCCGAAAUAGGAUCAGAUUGCUGUUUAGGCAAUUAGCAGUUUAGGUAACGUGAUAUUAAAAGACCACAGUGCGAACUGUUUCACAUUCGCAUUCCACCAAUGUGCGAGUCAUCCCCAUCAAUGCCUUCGUCGUCAUCGAGAUUGAUAGAGAUCGGGAAUGUUUCAGCUGAUGGUUGUCAUCAGCAGCAACACAAGAGAAACGACACGACUACUUUGUUCAGUAUAUCACCACAUGCCGACAUACAACACCCAAAAACACAGAGCCAGACACAAAAUGGAUUAGCAGGCUGUUUAACCUGAGCUGGAGGCAGCGUAGCAUUACAUAUUAAUUUUUGUAUUCGUUUUGCCAUAACACAUACACAUAGUUCACACGAAAUAUAUAGGCGAUAGUUGGACUUGUAAAGUCCUUCCAGGAUGAGUGUGAAUUAAGGAGAGAAUAUGUUUUUUGUUUUCAACUUUUGAUUUUAAUUUAUUCGUUGAAUUAGCUACACCGUCAGCCUCUCUGUGAGGUUUGAUGUACAUAAGCUAAUCGUUGUUGCGUCACUGCGAUAGAAGAACAAUAGAAAAAAGUGUUAAGAUUAGUGAUCAGCUCUACGUAGGAUAGGGUCACCACGUAGAACAUAGUACGAGCGGUAAGUGUUCGAGAAACAAUCGAAAUUGUACCUUUUCGCUCGAGGGUAUACUUCGCACUGUACAGUGAAGUCACCGGACUGAGCGAACUUGUGUACGCAAAUAAACGAACCACAUUGAUCAGAGCUUUGAUCGAGAAACGUAACGCGAUAGCAGUCAGUGACUUCGUUUUAACCGAUACGGUAAGUACGAAUAACACUGCUGUGUAGUUCACAGUAGGUACAUCCCAAACAAAGAAACAAAAUCCAAGAAGAACCUUUACACAACACCUUAACGCGCACUUUGAUUGGUUGGUUUUCGUUUGUUUGUUUUUAUUUUUUUGUUCCUUUUUUAUUGGUUUGUAAUCACAUUUAUUAGUAUAUUUCCUACUAACAUUGUAACACCUGAAUCAAAUAAUCAAAACACCUUUAAGCUGUCGACUCUUUUAUUCCUUUAUCCAUUACAACUCUAGUGCAGUUUUGUUCUUAUAAGUUGUUUGCUCCGUCUCUCGCAAGCUUCACUGAUUUUGUUCGUGUUAUCUCGCUGUAUUUAUUAGUUUUUUUUUGCUUUCUUCUACCUCAUUUUUACCCUCUCUCCGUAUUGUUGGUAUCCUUGCGGGCGUAUUCUUAUUCUCUUGUUGUUGUUGUUUUUUUUUUUAUUAAUGCCGUUUCCCAGUCGGUGUGUUGUUUUAUUCCCGUUUCUUUUACCUGUUCAUGUCCCGAUUUUCCCCCAACUUAUUCUGUUUUUCAACUAUUUUUACAUUGCAAUUGUUGUCUUUUUUUUCAUUUU